Aspergillus tanneri is the source of this 3006-nucleotide messenger RNA. Its product is annotated as mannose-ethanolamine phosphotransferase MCD4. Gene Ontology annotation, biological process: GPI anchor biosynthetic process. Bases 1 to 3006 code for a protein of 1001 amino acids. NCBI's taxonomy places the organism in Eukaryota, Fungi, Ascomycota, Eurotiomycetes, Eurotiales, Aspergillaceae. The record is from RefSeq and is a predicted model, not a curated record. The transcript has 5 exons. Gene Ontology annotation, cellular component: endoplasmic reticulum membrane. Gene Ontology annotation, molecular function: mannose-ethanolamine phosphotransferase activity.
AUGGCGCGUCUGGGCCGCGUUGGGUUUCUUACCCUGGCGGUGGUUUUCCACCUCAUAUAUGCCUAUUCGAUCUUUGACAUUUACUUUGUCAGUCCUAUCGUAAGUGGCAUGAGGUCAUUUGCGGUUGAACGAGAUCCCGAGAUCGAUGCCCCGGCCAGACGCCUUUUCCUGUUUGUUGCCGAUGGCCUACGCGCUGAUAAGGCCUUCCAACCAUUGCCUGAUCCCGACGAACCCGCUGGUGCAGCGAACAGCGAACCGAUUCAUCUUGCACCAUUUAUUCGAUCCCGCGUGCUUUCCCAUGGAACAUUCGGAAUUUCGCAUACACGAGUGCCUACCGAGUCGAGACCCGGGCAUGUUGCGCUUAUCGCCGGCUUAUACGAAGAUGUUUCGUCCGUGACAACCGGUUGGAAAUUGAACCCCGUGAACUUUGAUAGUGUGUUCAACAGGAGCAGACACACAUGGAGCUGGGGAAGCCCCGAUAUUUUGCCCAUGUUCAAGGAGGGAGGAGUUCCAGGCAGGAUUGAUGCGCACAUGUACACAGAAGAGGCGGAAGACUUUACAAUGGAUGCAACCAAACUUGACACCUGGGUUUUUGAAAAUGUCAAAGACCUGUUUGAAUCAGCAAAGACGGAUCCGGAGUUGGACGCGAAGCUGCGGGAUGAUAAACUGGUGUUCUUCUUGCAUCUUCUCGGUCUCGACACCACCGGCCACUCCUACCGUCCCUAUUCGAAGGAAUAUCUGCAUAAUAUCAAAAUCGUGGACAAGGGGGUCCAGGAGAUCACCAAACUUGUGGAGGAGUUUUAUGCGGACGAUAAAACUGCCUUCGUCUUCACUGCUGAUCACGGCAUGAGCGACUGGGGUAGCCACGGUGACGGUCAUCCGGAUAAUACCAGGACGCCCCUUGUCGUCUGGGGUUCGGGCGUAGCUAGUCCGAGGUAUACCCAGAAUGGUUUCCCGUCAGGGCACGAGGACGGAGUUUCAUCCGAUUGGGGCCUGGAUACGAUCAAGCGUAAUGAUGUUGCGCAAGCUGAUGUAGCAGCUCUUAUGGCCUACUUGGUCGGGCUUGACUUCCCUACCAAUUCGGUUGGUCAGCUUCCCCUACAAUACAUCAAUGCCAGUCCAAAGGAAAAAGCGCUCGCCGCCCUUGCAAAUACACAGGAAGUUCUGGAAAUGUAUCGCGUUAAAGAGGAGCAGAAGAGGGCCGCAGUGUUGCGCUAUGUACCCUUUGCGCCUCUUGCGGACCAGGGCGAAGCCUCCAUCGAGGAGCAUCUCAACCAGAUCAAAGUGCUGAAUGCAAAAGGCUCAUACGAUGAGUCAAUUAAGAUGUCUUCGACACUGUUUGUCACCGCUUUGGAGGGCCUGCGCUAUCUACAAACAUAUGACUGGCUCUUCCUAAGAACCAUUAUUACUUUUGGCUACUUGGGCUGGAUCGCAUAUGCCCUUACAACAGUCAUUGAUUUGCAUGUAUUGCAUGGUGCCACGGACUCCAAUCGGACCCUAUCGAGCACUAUUUUUUUUUCGUCCACUCUUGUUGCACUCUUUUCGGUCCUACUAUACCAGGGAUCUUCCUGGCGGUACUACUUUUACGCCUUCUUCCCCAUCUACUUCUGGGAAGAGGUUUUUGCUCGUAGAAAAGCGUUGACCGCUGGUCGCCGGAGUCUGUUGGGCCAUGUUCGGUCCUCCAGCGGGGUUUUCGUAUUAAUUUUACAAUCGCUGGCCUUCGUUGGCGUGCUGGAGGCGCUGGUGCAAUCCUACUUUUACCGGGAAAUUUAUACCGUCUGCUUUCUAUUGGGAGCAUUUUGGCCUCUAAUCUAUGGCAUCAGAUUUGUGAAGGCGCACAGAUUGCUUUCUGCACCCUGGGCAAUUGGCUGCAGCUUGAUGAGUAUUUUUACAUUGCUGCCUGCCAACAAAGUUGAGGACAUGAACAAGAUAACUUAUGGGGCAUUAUUGAUGUUCUUCACUGGCCUACUGUAUUUGUUGUUCGAAAACGAGAUCUUACGGCGAAGCAAAACUUCAACGCAGUCUCCAGCCAGCUGUGGUUCGCGAACUGUCAUGGGAAUGCAGGUUGGCAUGAUUCUCCUUGCCCUCAUAGUCACCAGGUCUAGUGCAGCCUCUAUUCAGGCUAAGCAAGGUCUUCCACUGGGUAACCAAGUGGUUGGAUGGUUUGUCUUGGUUGCCUCACUUCUGCUGCCAUUCCUGCACCGACUAUAUCCCCGCAGCCACUACUUGCACCGACUGAUGGUUAUCUUUCUCACCUUCUCCCCGACUUUCAUUAUCCUUACCAUUUCGUAUGAGGGUCUCUUCUAUUUUGUGUUUUGCAUGACCGUGAUCACAUGGGUUCGGCUAGAACAUGCUAUCUACGUCCAUACUCAUGCCAAGGAGGAAGGCAAAGGGUCUGCCACCCCCAAGAGAGCGAGUACGGAAUCGACCACGAUUGUCCAAGGUCAGACAUACAGGUACCGUGCGCUUGGCAUUUCUGAUGCGCGCGUGGCGCUGUUUUUCUUCUUUCUCCUCCAAUCGGCAUUUUUCAGUACCGGAAACAUAGCGUCGGUCUCCUCAUUUUCGCUGGACAGCGUGUACCGGCUCGUUCCGGUGUUCAAUCCCUUUAGUCAGGGGGCACUGCUAAUCUUAAAGCUCCUAAUCCCAUUCGCCAUCAUCAGCGCCAAUCUAGGGCUUUUGAACCGUCGGCUGGAGGUUGCGCCCAGCGCUCUCUUCAUGGUGGUCAUGUCCAUCUCGGACGUCAUGACGCUCAACUUCUUCUACAUGGUCCGGGAUGAGGGCUCGUGGCUCGACAUCGGCACGACAAUCAGCCACUUCUGCAUUGCCAGUUUCCUGUGCACGUUUGUAGCCGGGCUGGAAUUUCUGAGUGAGGUAUUCAUUAGCGGCGUUGACGUUGGGCCCACCGCCACCGCCGUCAGAGCCGCUGUCACGGAUGCUGUCAACGGUCCUAUCGACAGCGCUUCUCUGGGGAAGUGUGAUGGGGUGAAUGGGGCAAAGACUCGAUAG